AUGGCGUGGCAAUUGCAGCAAACAAUGGCCACGAUGACUAUAUGCUUUCGGACGUCCUCGCCGGUAACGGUGCGCUGUGCUGCGGCGGCUCGGCGGUCUGCCAACUACGCUCCCAGCUCCUGGGAUUACGACUCCCUCCUCCACCUCUCGCCCAACAAUGGCGGACAGGCAGAUCAAGUCGAUAAGUUGAAGGCCGGCGUGAGGGAGCGGCUGGUAGCGGCGACCCGUGGAUCAGAUGAUGUCAAAGGGCUCCUCUCACUCUAUGAGGCUUCAUACCUUGCGUUCGGUGCCGGUAUCCUCAGCUCCGUCCACCGCAAGCCUCACCUGUGCAGCGGGGAUGAUUGUGAUGUUGCUUCCACGGCAUUGAGGUUCAGGUUGCUCAGGGACAGUGGUUUCCCAGUCUACUUCCCUCCAGAAUCUCUGGAAGAUCUCAAGCGCGGAUCAGAUGAUGUCAAGGGGCUCCUCUCACUCUAUGAGGCUUCAUACCUUGCGUUUGAAGGCGAGGAAGCAUUGGACGAAGCGAGAGCAUUUUGUAAGGAAGCUCUCCGAAAGCACUUGCCAUCCCUAGAUCACCACUUACGCCGCAGUGUGGUCCGUGCUUUGGACCUUCCAUUGCACCGGAGGUCUCCUAGACUAGAAGCAAGAUGGUUCAUAGAUCACUAUGCUAGAGAUGAGAGCAAUUCCGACCCAUUGUUCGUUAGAUUUGCCACGACGGACUUCAACAAUGUGCAAAGUGUGCAUCAGGAAGAACUUGCGAGUCUGGCAAGGUGGUGGAAGGGGACUGCCCUUAGUGAAAAAUUGGGGUUCGCCAGGGAUCGUCUCAUGGAGUGCUUCCAUUACGCAAAUGGAAUUGUGUGGGAGCCAAACAAUGGAGCGUGCCGAGAAGUGCUUGCUAAAGUCGCCAAUCUAAUAGUUCACUUAGAUGAUGUUUAUGAUGUGUAUGGAACUCUAGAUGAACUUGUUCUCUUCACCGACGCCAUUGGAAGGUGGGAAGAAAGUCCUGGUGAAAGACUCCCCGAAUACAUGCAAGCAGUCUAUUCCGUGAUGUACAACACAUCCGCUGAGGUGGCUGAAAAUGUGUUGGAACAACAUGGUUGCGACGCCCGUCAUGUUCUUCAGAAAGCGUGGCGAGACAUGGCGGAUUCUUUCCUGGUGGAGGCAAAGUGGCACCAUGGAAACCACAGACCAACACUGCAUGAGUAUCUGGACAAUGGAUCAAUUUCAGUCCUCUGCUCCACUGUUGCUGCAACAUGCGUUUCCCCUGCUACGUGUGGAUGA
This is a messenger RNA of Triticum turgidum subsp. durum (durum wheat), 1278 nucleotides long. NCBI's taxonomy places the organism in Eukaryota, Viridiplantae, Streptophyta, Magnoliopsida, Poales, Poaceae. The record is from the annotation of a GenBank genome assembly.